UCAGAGGAGAGGGGCCCCUUGGGCCUACGCGUCGCCGUUCGCACAGGUUGCAAAAAGGCGAAAGGGCCUUUCCCCGUUUCCUUUCUCUCACAAAACUUUUUGUGGCUUUCUCGCGGCCGGCGACGGAGUCCGUCGCCGAGCCACACUAAACUGACCAUCUUACCCUCAUGCGGUACCCCAAGAAAACGAUGUUUCCCGCGAGUCUGCGCCUAUGAUUAGUGACCCGGAGAGGGUAUUUUCGUCACUUACUUGCUGACGUGCGGCCCACCCCCAUGCGCAUAGGGAACAGGAGAAGGCUGACGAUCAGCCUAACCGCGCGAACUCCUCCGGAUUUUAUCUCUUCCUCUAGCCGGAGCCGCGUCUGAAAGACCGAAAGCCGGAUUCCGGGUGUGUUUUCGGCGGCUUUGUGUCUAUGUUGGCGGAAGUGGAGGUUGUUGUGCACGUGCCGUUGCGUCCCGGUGACGCAGGAGGGGUGAGAGAGAGGGAGAGAGCCAGAGGAAGAGGGGGAGUUGGGGUUAGGGUUUAGAUAAAUGCGGGUAGGGACGAGAAGGAGAACCCGUGAGGCUCGUGAGGGCGAUGCCGACGUCCAAUCCUCCAGUGGAAGCUGCGGAACCCAUGGACAGGCGCCCUCUAUGGCACGCAACCAACGGCGGAGUUGAUGGCGACGGCGGGCACCGGUGGAGGAGGACUGAGAUAGCGACUGGCCCCGGGGUCGCGAGGGGACCCAGAGGUGCUUAUAAUUACGGGGCGGGGCGCGGGGUCGGGGUAGGCGGUGCGGGCAAGAUGAUCGGAGGGGCGAGGCUCAGGGUGCCCGGGAUGAGGGAACUGGGAUUCAAGGCGGUGAGGACGUCGUCGAGUGGGGAGAGCGCGGGUUCCGGCGGGGAUACUUCGUCGGCGGCGUCGUUGACGGCGGCGAUCGGGAGGGAGAUCGGGCUGGUAAGCGAGGCAUCGGGCGAGUUCUGGAAGGGCGAGAGCUGGGCGAGGCGGGCGAGAGAAAGCUACUACCUUCAGCUGACGCUCGCACUGCGGCUCACGACGCACGCGUUCUUGGCGGAGGAGGCGGAGCUCCUCCGCGGCGGCGAGCCGGCCUCCAAGGAGGGCUCCUCCGCCGCGAUGGCCUACCGCUUCUGGGUUACAGGUUGCUUGUCGUAUUCUGAUAAGAUAUCUGAUGGGUUCUAUCUUGUUAUGGGAAUGAAUCCAUACCUGUGGGUCAUGUGUAAUGGCGCAGAAGAAGCGAGACGCAUGCCCUCGCUAUCAUCUCUUCGAGCGGUAAGUCCCGCUGAUUCGUCUAUGGAGGCGGUUCUUGUUAACAGAGCGGGGGAUCCACAGCUUAGGGAGCUUGAGGAAAGGGCACUGUUCUUUUAUCAUGCUUCAGGCAGCACGGUGGAGUUGGUGGACAAACUUGGGAAGCUUGUCUGCAUGGUUUUGGGUGGCUCGUUCCAAACAGAGCAUGGCGAGCUCUAUAGGCAAUGGCAAGCAUCUAGUGAGAUGUUGAGAGAAUGCCAUGGUUCUGUGGUGCUUUCAAUUGGCAGCCUUACCAAGGGGCUUUGCAGACAUCGUGCUGUGCUGUUUAAGGUGUUGGCUGAUGCUAUUAAAUUACCAUGUCGGAUUGCUCGAGGUUGUAGAUAUUGUGCAUCAGAAUGUAGCACUUGUUGUCUCAUCAAAUUGACAGAUGAUAAAGGGAUAUGGAGGGAGUGUGUAGUUGAUUUAAUUGGAGAGCCAGGAACUCUUCAUGAGCCUGAUUCCUCCAUAAAUGGGCCUUCUGUUUUAGCAAUGCCAUCACCUUUCCGAAUUUCAAGUGCGUUCUGUUAUCCAUACAUCAUAAACAAGGAAGACCCUCUUCACAGGAUCCCCCAACAAACAGGGAGACAAGGUUCCAUUGAUCUAAUUGACACGACAAGUCCUCAGGAAACAAAUAAUCAUUACCGAGUUGAGGUAGGCAGUGGGAAAACCACUCUUCCCAUGUUGGAACUUAAAUUAUGUGAUAAUUCAAAAGCAUGCAUGCCAUUUCAAACUGAGGAAGGACACACCACCAAUAUACCGCUGCUUAUGGAGUUUAAAGAGUAUGCUGAGGGGCUCCCCCAUGAUAAGAGGCCGGCUAGUCAAGAUUGCAUGCCCGAAAUUCAUCAAGGUGCUAGUGAAAAGGCUCCAGUUCAUCAUGUUGAUCAGUCUAUGGCUUUUGUUGAGAAGCCUGUUACGGAAGCUAGUUUUCCCUGCCAUAUUCCAAUGGAUUGUAAUAAGCUUGAAAAGUCAAAAUUAGAGUCUUCUGUUCAGCCGACAGCAACUGAAAACAAAAGGGUUUUGCCUAGUUCUAGUGCUGCUAGACCAGGUUAUGUGAACCUUGAACCAUCUCUUGCAAUGGAUUGGCUCGAAAUCCCAUGGGAUGACCUGCACAUAAAAGAGCGUGUUGGUGCUGGUUCAUUUGGAACUGUUCAUCGUGCUGAAUGGCAUGGAUCGGAUGUUGCUGUUAAGGUGCUUAGUGAACAAGAUUUUAGUGAGGAUCAGCUAAGGGAAUUUCUAAGAGAGGUUGCUAUCAUGAAGCGUGUCCGUCAUCCCAAUGUCGUUCUCUUCAUGGGUGCAGUUACUAAACGUCCACAUUUGUCAAUAGUGACUGAAUACUUACCAAGGGGUAGUCUGUAUCGUCUAAUUCAUAGAGCAGCUGGUGGUGAGAUAUUGGAUAAGAGGAGGCGUUUGCGCAUGGCAUUGGAUGUGGCCAAAGGCAUUAACUAUCUUCAUUGUCUUAGUCCUCCUAUAGUUCAUUGGGAUCUUAAGACUCCAAAUUUGUUGGUAGAUAAAAACUGGGCAGUUAAGGUGUGUGAUUUUGGGUUGUCUAGAUUCAAGGCCAACACUUUUAUUUCCUCCAAAUCCGUUGCUGGGACGCCUGAGUGGAUGGCUCCUGAGUUCCUCCGUGGAGAGCCUUCGAAUGAAAAAUCUGAUGUAUACAGUUUUGGUGUAAUAUUGUGGGAGCUUGUAACGAUGCAACAACCAUGGGUUGAGCUUAGCCCUGCACAGGUAGUAGGAGCUGUUGCUUUCCAGAACAGAAGGCUUGCCAUCCCACCAAAUACAAACCCCACCUUAGCUGCUCUCAUGGAGGCUUGCUGGGCCAGUGACCCAAAGCAGCGGCCAUCUUUUGCUAAUAUUGUGGACACACUGAAGAAAUUAUUGAAAUCUCCUUCACAGUCUGUGCAUAUGGGGGAUGCCUGAUAAUUCUCGAGGCAGUUUCUGUUGAUUUUUUAUCUUGUCUCGGCCAAUAAAACAAGAUAAAAUGAUGACUGACGAAACGGUGGAGUUGAAGAGUAAAUCUGGCGCUUGUUGGCAAGCACUUGCCUUGAGGUUGUUGGGUCUCUAAUGCCUGCCCAUCUUUGCGAAUAGGGUGUGUUGUCUUCGACGCUAAGAGUUGCUUUCUGCAGCUUGUGAGAUGAAUGCCAGGCAGAUUGAAUUAUUUUUUACACGAGGACCCUUACAUAUUUUUCUUGUAAAUAUUAACCAGCGUAUAGUUCUUUUUCAACCUUGUAUAAGUGCGUUGACUAUCCACAAUGUCACAAAGAAAGUAAUCGAGUCGUAUCCUUUGAUGCUA
This is a messenger RNA of Nymphaea colorata (pocket water lily), 3577 nucleotides long. RefSeq names its product serine/threonine-protein kinase CTR1. The transcript is spliced from 15 exons. Lineage: Eukaryota; Viridiplantae; Streptophyta; Magnoliopsida; Nymphaeales; Nymphaeaceae. Bases 577 to 3204 code for a protein of 875 amino acids. Gene Ontology annotation, molecular function: ATP binding; protein kinase activity. Gene Ontology annotation, biological process: protein phosphorylation. The record is from RefSeq and is a predicted model, not a curated record.